UUAUUUUGUUCUUCUUCUUUCAUUUAAGGGGAAUUUACCUAUGGCUAAGCCAAGGACAGGCCAAUCACAGCAAAUAUCAACUUAUUUUGAAGGGUUGUAAAGUUAUAGCUCUGUACCUGGUUGCUCACCUUUUUAAUCUUUUUACUGUAACCCAUCGGAUCUCUAGCGACCCAGUUCUGUUUCCAACAGAUCAGCGCUGCAUGUCCAGAACGUCCAGUUUUAUGGACAAGCUAAACCUUGUUAGUAUGUAAACCAGAUAGGGGUGAACCAUACAGUGGAAGGUUCAACUGCAGUGCAACCACUUGGUGGAAAUGUGGCUCAUGUUAAAGCAACAAUGAUUGAGAAAACGUAAAUGAUCCCAGAAAAUUUAUUGGACUUUGUUUGGCAAGGACGCUGUUUUGGCCGAUGGCGUUAAAAAAGGAAACUGUGCUAGAGGCGUACUACCAGGUACUAUCACUCAUGGUAAAGCAAAAAGAAAUGAGUAGAUUCGAGUGGUGCUAUAAUUGUAUUGUGGAAAAGCACCAAUUGAGAUUGAGAUGGCUUUGGACAGGCUAUUGAUAUCAUGUAGAAUAGUAGUAAGUCUGUCACAUUCAUUCUUUGGGGGACAGAAAAGAAACAGCUUUGUCUACAAACUAGUGUAUUGUUGCUACAUUGGUCAAAGAAAGUGCAGUAGCUAGGAGCAGUUAGCCCAGUAAUUCCACCAACAAACCAGGCGUUGCAUGCAAAUGUGUUAUUCAAAAGGACAGGAAAUUGUGAUAUUUAGAUUUUUUCAUUGCAUAAAAUUUCCCAGUUUUUCGUGUUCUUAGAAAUCCUUUUUAAUCUAACUGGGAACGGCCUAAUGGUGGUUACUAUAGGUGACUGUCACUGCCACCUGAGGGUUGUGUGUGUGUGUGUGUGUGUGUGUCCGUGCGUUUGACACUUGCAGGAAUCACACCCUGUCCUGUGUUGAUUGUUUUCUGUGGUGACAACAGAAACUUGUCCACAGAUCUCACACUCAGUGACGCCACUGAUGGGUUUGACGCCUCAACUCUCAUCCCGGUCCCAGCCAAUCAGGUGCCGUGGCAGUGAUGCCACCUGACAACAACAGAUGACUGGGUAUUGUCCUUUAGUACUUACACCAGCAACCGCAGCGUCCUCCACCGUCUUUUGGCCUCUUUCUGCUGAGCCGUGCUCAUUAGAGAAGACACACACUUAUAUUUAUAUUCAUACACAAAACUCAUUCAAACACAGCAGACCGAGGAGAAGCUGCCAUCACUGGGACACGCAGCAUGUGGGAGGAGAACUUUGAUACUGAGCAUGAGGUUGGCCAGAAGCUGGACUACUCGCCAGUGUCCUGGCGAGAAUAUUUUGACCAGAUGGAGGACGUGAGCGUGGGGCCGGCCGACAGCAGGGACGUCUACAGGAUCUAUAAAGCUGGGAGUGAAGGUCCUCUUCUGGUUCUGCUGCAUGGAGGAGGACACUCGGCCCUGUCCUGGGCCGUCUUCACUACGGCCAUCACCAGCAGAGUGACCUGCAGGGUACUGGCCAUGGACCUCAGGGGUCACGGUGCAACCGAAGUCCACCAAUCAGAUGACUUCUCAACUCAAACUAUGUCCAGCGAUAUAGCCAACGUGAUUCGAGCCUGCUAUGGUGCGGCUCCUCCGCCCAUCGUCUUGAUUGGUCAUGGCGUCGGAGGGGCGAUUGCCGUGCACACAUCCAGUAGCAUGCUGUUACCAACCAUGGUGGGACUGGUGGCCAUAGAUGUCGUGGAAGGCAGUGCGAUGGAGGCGCAUCACAGCAUACAGAACUUCCUCAAGGGAAGACCCAAGUCCUUCAAAUCCAUGGACCACGCUAUAGAGUGGAGUGUCAAGAGUGGACAAAUUAGGAACCUGGAAUCGGCCAGAGUCUCGGUGGUUGGUCAGAUCAUAAGAUGUGAGGUGGAGGAGACCGACACUCUGGAACAGGCCAGCCCAGUCACCGAUGUGGUCGUUGAGCACAAUGAAGAGUUCUACGAUCAAAGCUAUGUAGACGACAAAGAAGACGCUGCCUCAGAGAGUGUGUAUAAGUGGCGUAUCGACCUGUCAAAGUCAGAGAAGUACUGGGAUGGCUGGUUUAGAGGAACCUCCAACCUCUUCCUGGCCUGUAACCUGCCUAAACUCCUGUUACUGGCAGGAAUCGACCGACUGGACAGAGAUCUGACAAUCGGCCAGAUGCAAGGUAAAUUCAUGAUGCAGGUGCUGCCCCCCUGUGGUCAUGCAGUGCAAGAGGACAGACCAGAGAGAGUGGCUGAGGCUGUGGCUGCCUUCCUGCUGAGACACAAGUUUGCUGAGGCCAUUAAGGAAACCAGGAGCCCAGAUUCUCUCACACAAUGAGGUCUGCUGGUUGGUGAAAUGUGGAGCUUCUUCCUGCUGCUUUGAAAACACAUGACUGCUUCCUCCAUUUUCACUGGGAAUUUCCAGCUGUUCUCACUGCUAAUAUACACUCCGUGUCAUUUAUCUUCCCCUUUAAAAACCUGCCGUGUUGCUUCUCUGCGGCCACAAACGCAGCAACACCACAUUCAACAUUUUACCGUACGAAACGCAACAAACACUUUUGCAACGCACUCAUCAGGCUAGCUACAGCUGCCUGAUGAGCUAGCCUUGCACCGCUAACGCACAGUGUUCGCUGUAUCCCAUUGAACGCUAACUAGCAUAUUUAGCAUCGUAGCAAUAACUGUCUUUUCUACUCACCCGGAAUCUUUUGAAAGGUGUUUAAUUCAAGAUGAACAUAUUCAACAUUCACAAGAAUUUCAAAAUAAAUGGGGGGCGGGGGGAGUAAAGACUGUAUUUGGUUUUAUACGAACAGUUAGCGCAAAUUUCAUGUGGAUUUUGUUGUAAAAUGCACAAAAAUGGUUUUACCACUUACACCUCAUCUCCACAUAUACUUUACACACUUUGUGCAACAGGAAGUUAGCAUUAAAAAUAAGCUAACUAUCUUUUAGCAUUAAAAAAACUAAAUAGCUAAGAGGCUUUUAAAUUCAGCUGAAUUAAAAAAACGAAGUUCCAAAAUAUCAUCUACAAUGUGUCAAUGUGGUUAAAAUUUUUGCUCUGCCUUUGUAAAACAACACUCGCCUUGUUUUUUCUCCAUUAGACUUACAAUUCCAAUUCAAGAAAAUCAAUCGCUUUUGAUUUUACUGCAGCCGUUUCCCACUUUCUCAUCCUCAACUCCGAGAAUUAAUUAUGCUAAAAAAACAAACUAUCAGCUAGCUAGGUAGCGAAUGUAAAACUGACUUAAGUUUGAUUUGAUAUUUGAAUGGUUGAAACAACAUAUGACAAAAUACAUUUUACACGUGUAUUAGCAGUGAAACCAUAUAUAAAUGUAUAUGUUUAUAUACAUAAAAACUGAGUAAUAUUUGAUGUAAUACAGGAUUGAUUUUGAGGAAAAUCAGUGAGGGCCACCAUUUUUAUUUUGUGACCAAUGAAAGUGAGAAAGUGACCUGCCUGUUAGCUCAAGUCAAAGUUGCUAAUGUUAGCUCACAAAGUGUAAACUUUAGUGUUAAAGUGCUUGUGCUACCAUGAAUAGAUGAUAAUGUCUUGUCUGUUGUUUACGUAUUGUGCAUAGCAUAUUAGCAUUAGCAACAUUACAAAAAUGUGACUGUUGCACAUAAAGUUUACUGUGAUUUUA
Solea senegalensis (Senegalese sole) is the source of this 3642-nucleotide messenger RNA. RefSeq names its product protein phosphatase methylesterase 1-like. The record is from RefSeq and is a predicted model, not a curated record. The transcript has 14 exons. Gene Ontology annotation, molecular function: protein methylesterase activity. NCBI's taxonomy places the organism in Eukaryota, Metazoa, Chordata, Actinopteri, Pleuronectiformes, Soleidae. Bases 1269 to 2351 code for a protein of 360 amino acids. Gene Ontology annotation, biological process: protein demethylation.